Linnemannia hyalina is the source of this 4785-nucleotide messenger RNA. The record is from the annotation of a GenBank genome assembly. Lineage: Eukaryota; Fungi; Mortierellomycota; Mortierellomycetes; Mortierellales; Mortierellaceae.
AUGGUCAAGCCAACCACUCAUUCGGCCUACUGCUUCGUCAGUGGCCAGUCCGACCCCUCCAAGACGCCUUCAUCAUCCAAGUUUAUACUGUCUAUUCGUCAGCAGCCUCAGAGAGCCAAGGUCUGCGGUGUCAAGGAGCGCGACCGUCGUCCAAUUGACCCGCCCCCUAUCAUCCAGAUCAAACUGGCCGAACCUUCGAUCGAUAAGAACAAGGACUAUCUUCAAAGCCCAUACCUGUUCAUGUGCUGCAAUCUCGUCCCCGCCAAUGAGCCCGAAGGCGAGAUUGUAGCCCCAGCACACCGCGCACUGGCCGGAACCGUCGUCUCGUCUCUCAACCGGCUAAAGGAUGUCGACAACUCUGACGGCGGCUUCUUUGUCUUUGGGGACAUGUCUGCCAGAAUCGAGGGCCGGUUCCGCCUUCGAUUCACACUCUUCGAGCUGGUCGAGGGUCAGGUCGUACAUGUGAUGUCCAUUGCGUCGAACCCGGUGACGGUCCACUCCAGCAAGACUUUCCCUGGAAUGUGUGAGUCGACAUUUUUGUCAAGGAGUUUUUCCGACCAAGGUGUUCGGAUUCGGAUCCGAAAGGACCACCACGUCAAGCCUAAGAGACCCGUGAACGAAUCCACCGACGCAGAUGAAGAGGAGGAAAGCCGCACCUCCGUAGCCAUGCACAGUCCUCUCUCGUCCUGCAACGACGGCGAUCAAAGCGAUCAUGACUCCAGCCAUGAUACUCAGCCCGCGAAACGAACAAAGCCUUCCACAUCGUCGUCGUCGACCGCUGCUGCCAGCACUGGUUCGAAACCUAUUACCAUUGCCAGUCGUUCAAGACAUCAUCGAUCCAAGAGCAACUAUUCAUCCGAGGGAGCUUCGGAGAGGACGCCCCCAUCGUCACCUGGGCCCUAUGUUGCCUUUGGUUCUGCGCCAUCGUGGGGCCGCCACCACCCAUACAGACUGGACCUCUCCCCUCGGCGGUACGAGGAUCCCCGUUAUUCGGCUUCGUUGCGGUUCCGCGACCCAUACUACGAGCAAGAGAGGCCCUCUGCAUUCUAUGAAGGGCUCCACAUCGAGUCCAACUCUCGCCUUUUCGAACACCCCGGCUUUGCUCGCAGUGCGUUGGUGCAUCAUCCAAGAGAGGUCCGUGGUGGUCGACCUGAUCACGGCUACCCUGUUGAGUAUGCUGCUCAGAGAGAGCGAUCCCGCUCGUUUGGCCACCCUCGGUACAUUUCAACCUCCAGCAUUGGUUAUUUCCAUCACCCCUUCGAAAAUCAUGGUCCAUAUUGGGUUGAAGGCCACCCCGUCUACUUUCACGGUCCCGAGCCACCACCACACGCAAUUGCCUUGGCCCAUCCUCCUUCUGCCGCCUUUACUUCGCCCCAAGGAGCCCCGUUGUCUCACGCCACGCCAUCAUCCAAGAGCAGCAAGUCCCGAGCCGUUCCAUCUGCUCGCCACGGAUUCCCUGCUUCCCUGUUGAACGACGAAGAGAUGGAGGAUGUGUCUUCUGACAAACAACAAGAUGUUCUUCACAGCCGUACACCGUCAAUGUCGUCACAGCACAGCGAGAGCAACUUCUCGCCGCCCCACCCUUUCUCGCCAUCCGAGUUCCAUGCACCAACGAUGAACCAUGGGGCAGGGUCCCAUCGAGAAGCGCCUCCUAUGCGCGAUACAAGACUUCAAACGCCAACCUCGCCUCAUGCUCAAGGCUUCCCUUGCAUACUGAACGAACAUCAGAUAGAAGUUUUGACAAACAUGGAGUUAUCGAACAAGGAACGCAAGGAGCACAAGAAGCACAAGAAGAGCAAAAAGCACAAGGAGCACAAGGACAAGAAGAGAAAGCAUGAAGAAGACGAUGUUGAGUUAAACGUCGGCAGCUUCAAGAAGGCCCUCGUGACCCCUACCGUCGAGUCCUUGGCCGCCUCAACUGCCGUCCCUCCAACUUCUAGUCGUCCUGUCACAGUCGGUUCCGCUGGAUCUGGAAAUUUGGACGAACUGAACAUCUUUGGUGGUGGUGACCAUUCCAGCGCGGAGGAGGACUCUUCGAGCGAUGAGGACGAGGCGACUGCUCGAUCCAAGGUCCUUCAGAAGGCGCGCUCUGUCAACGAUGCGACCAUGGCCGCUGUCGCUGAUCUCUUGACAGCCACUACUGCAGGUGUGAGUGCGGAUGUGAUCAAGAUGCAGCAACAACUCCAGCAACAGAUUCCUUUCACUGCUUCGUCUACCUCUACCGCUACCGCUAGCAGUGCAGAACAGCUGACGCGAGAGGAGAUCCUAGAGUCGAUUGCCGGCAUUCCAGCGAUGCAGAUGCUGCUCCAGCAGGACGGUUUGGCAACCGCAGCCCAGCCACAGCAGCAUCAGGAUGCGAACGCGAUCUUGAUGAGCCUCAGCAACGACCCCUCGAUCCUCGCGACUGUCAACAACACAGAGCACCACCCCACCUUGGGUCAGAUUAUGCAGCGGGAAGCCGCGGCGGCGGCAGCGGUAGCGGCGGCGUCCGGAUUGCCAGUGCUUGAUGGCAAGAGCAGUAGCACCAAGAAGAAGAAGGCGGCCGCAGCGGCCGGGCCCAAGAGGAACACUCGAACUGGUGUGCCAGCUGUGGCGGCUGCUAACGCUGCCAAUGCCAGGACUUUGGAAGAGCAGAUGGACUAUGAUAUGAGUGGCGCCUCUGAAAAUAUUCUGCACACCAAGUGGAUGAUGGCCACCGAGUUGAAAGAGCGAGGCAUCCCAUACCGCACGGGAACGUUCAGUCCGGGGGAGGACAACAUUAUUCGCCAAAGCAUCGACGAAUACAUUUCACGCCACCAUCUGCCCCCGAACGCUCUCCAUGAGUGGUUCGAAAAGGCCUCAGGCCGUGGAGCCGGAAAGGCGGAGCGGAACGAGCUGAAGUCUCUCUGGGUCGAAAUUGCUGGCCGAUUGAAGACGAGACCACUGCUGAACAUCUAUUUGCAUGUGCGCCGUAUGUACCAUCCCCAGAACAACAUGGGAGUUUGGACAAAGGAAGACGACGACAAGCUGAUUGAAUACUACGCCAAGCAUAAGGGCCAGUGGACGACAAUUGGAGUGGCCCUAGGUCGUAUGGCCGACAGUUGCCGUGACCGUUACCGUAACCAUCUCAAGGACCUAGCCACGAUGAAUACUGGAACGUGGGCACCUGAGGAGGACAAGAAACUGUUGGACAUCAUGACGGACCUUGCAAAGAAGCAAGGAAAGACCAACCUUGCCGAUGCUACGCACAUGUGGACGGCAAUCUCGGAGUUGAUGGGAGGUACUCGGUCAAGGCAUCAGUGUCGCCAUCGAUACACCCAGUCCUUGCAGCCCAAGAUGGAGAUGGCCGACUGGUUGCCUCCAACUCUUGAACAGACCCUGGCGGCCUCGAACGUGAUGUCACUGCGAAAGUCGAUUUCUGAGAAGAAUGGACAGAAGCGGCAAGCAGAGGCGGAGGGAGCAGGAGGCACAUCACCUUCUAGUGUCCAGCCUGCAUCCGCCUCCACCGAGUUCACUGUUCCAGUUGAGGAUAUCCGCGUCCUUGCUGCUGCCCUCCAGAACGUCAUGCCCAACGGGUCUGAUAGUAGUCUUCUUUGGACCCAGGCGAUCGGCGGCUCGGGAUCGACUCAUGCCGGCGGCACCUCUUCCAUGUCGAGUGCCGAUCAAGCAGAUCAUGCGGCUUUGACGGCCGCCAUCGCUGCGGCGACCUCACUUCCUGUUCCAUCGGCCUCAGCAUUGCUCUCUCCAGCAUUGUUGACCGCAUCUGCAGCCUCCACCGACAAAGCAGAGACCACCGGCUCUUCUACCACUACCACCACCACAGAAGCCAAUGUCACGACCAACACUGUGCCACCCGCGCCCGAACAUCUCCAAAGAAGAACAGGAGCGCGCCAGCGUGCCCUUGAUGUCAUGCGUCUGAUCGAGAAGUCUGAAUACAAGGAGUACUCCGAGAUCAAGUGGAAGACCAUGGCCAAGAAACUUCGGGCCAAGCUCCAGGAGGCCAACGGAGAGAUACUGGGCAAGAUCAUUGAGGCCCGUGAACGGUUGUCGGCCAAGAGAGACAAGGCUGUGAGUGAUGGUGAUCGGUUCAACGGAUCAGUGUUGGCGGGUGUUGUGGCAGCAAUGGAUGCAGCCUUGACGGCCGCCCACGCCGAGUCGGUGAUGACGGUGCAGUUCUCGGCGUCGUCUGCAGUGCUUCAAUCAGCAUUUGGAGUGACGCGAUCCAAAGUUGAGGGGUACAAGACCAUGCCGUUCAAGGAACUGUUGGCCAAGAUGACUGCGCUUGAAGAGGAGGAGGUCCGGAAGUAUAGAGAGACCAGGAGGAUCAUUACAAGUCCCGAGUAUGCGGAAGCCGCACUUGUUCAAGGCCCUUCGGCGAACCGGGAGACGUUUGCUUCUGUGGCGAGGUUCCGUCAGAUGCGUACGUAUGUCGUCGCGAAACAGGCCGCGUCAAAGGCACUUUAUCAGCACUUUGGAGAUAACUCUCGCCGGACAUUGAAUUCGAUCCAGAGCAAAGCCGAAGAGAUGUUGCGGGAUGAGAUGAACUCGGAUAGCAUGAUGCCGAUUUUAUCGAGGAUCCUGCUCAAGAUGCAACUCGAGCCUUCUGUUACCUCUUCCCAAGAGGCGGCGGCGGCGGCGACAGCGGCUGCGGCUGCGGCUGCGACGGAAAAUAUCCGGACGAACGAGUUUGUCGAGUCUGGAGAGGAGGAAUCGGACUAUGAGCAGGAGGUUGUUGCCGCUACGGCGGCUGCAGUGGCUGCUGGCAUCGAUGACAAGGACCUCUCAGGCGAGGACGAGGACGAAUGA